Messenger RNA from Kwoniella mangroviensis CBS 8507, 1551 nucleotides. RefSeq lists its product as uncharacterized. The coding region runs from base 1 to 1551 and encodes 516 amino acids. The transcript is spliced from 5 exons. The record is from RefSeq and is a predicted model, not a curated record. NCBI's taxonomy places the organism in Eukaryota, Fungi, Basidiomycota, Tremellomycetes, Tremellales, Cryptococcaceae.
AUGGUCUUAGUCGGUCUUCUCCCCAUCCUCGCCUUCGCAGGUACGAUCCAAGCUGCCGCGAUCCCCGUCGACUCAACCCCACCAGCUUCACCCGCUCUAUCCCUCCCUGCCGGUGGGGGUUCAGCAACUUUCUCGCCCGUUCCCACUUUCUCACCUCAAUUGGGUGUUCCAUCACCCACCUUUCCCAAUGCGCCUUCAUUCGAUAACACCCCCGAUGCUCACCAGAACACUUCUGGAGGUGGGAGAUAUACCCAGGAUGGCUCACAGGGUGGACUUCGAUCAGGUACAGGUGUAGGUAGAGGUAAGGGAAUGACCAAUGCCGAAAGGAUGAGAAGGGGUCUGGGUAUCUUACCUCCUACUAGACGAAUGACUGGAAAACCCUCAAGGAGAAGUGGAAUCCCGAAUGGUUCUCCUCAAGUGGACGCUGCUCAAUUCCAAUCUCCAAUCAUGGAUGGAGAUGUAGUGACUACUCCAACUGAUGGGAGUGUCGCUGAGACUUCUUUACCUGAUAAUAACAAUCAAAAUCAAGGUCCAGAUCAAGCCACUACCGACACCAACACCAACACCGAUGACAACUCUAAUGAUGCAACAAAUGAUCAAGAUCAGUCCCAACCUUCAGACAUCAAUCAAAGUAAUAACGACACGACCAAUAAUGAUAACGAUAAUGAUCAGACGGCUGAUAUCAACAAUGGAAGGGUAUUGGCGUCCAAGAAAUACGCUAUGAGAAUGACCAACCCUGAAGACGGGAGUGAUAUGGGGUUGAUCACUGGACCUCAAGGGGAUGAUAAUCCAUUAAUCGGUUAUUCCCCUUCCCCUUCCGAUCCACUCCAGAUGACCAUGCUCAACAACCCUUCCUCCAACAGUCCAUUCUCCAUCGUGCCCAACACCGAUUCACCAGGCGACGACUCGACUUUCAAAGGUCCUCGAAAGCUCUUGGCUGCAGUACCUCAUCGAACGUCCACUGAUCCAGGGUCGGGAGAUCUGAGGCCUGGGAAUGGGAAUUAUGCACCUUUGGGUAUGGGAUGGAAAGACGGAUCAGGUCUGCUCCACAUCAAUAUCCAAGCUUUGAUUAACCAUCCUUCAUCAUCUAUACCUGGCUCAUCCUUACCGCUUCCCGGAAGUGACUAUCCAACGUCCGACCUUCCAGUAGAUCCCUCAACGGUGUUCGGAGCACCCAAACAGCUUUUAUCCAGACCUGGGGGAUCGGUCUUACCCUCCACCGACAGCCUUCCGGUCGAUACCUCAAACUUACCUGUAGGAUCUUCUUCAGAUCCUACUUCCCUGAUGCAUGGGACCGUCUCCAACCUUCCUUUGGGAGGUGGAUCGUUCGGUGAUCCGCAAGAUACGUUAUGGACAUUUGAGAAAGGGUCGAAUAAGCUUUUGGCACAGUAUGUCAAUUCGGAUGGAAGCACCGUCCCAACAUAUCUCGUGACUGGUGGUGACUGUUCACAUACCAUCUGUCUAACGGCCGAUGUGAAUGCUUUCAAGGAUGCUCAAGGAGAUGGAGCUCAUGAAGUGCAUGUUUUGGCCGAGGCGCUUGCUGAUCUCUAA